Mercurialis annua (annual mercury) is the source of this 1695-nucleotide messenger RNA. Its product is annotated as tubby-like F-box protein 6. The coding region runs from base 174 to 1328 and encodes 384 amino acids. The record is from RefSeq and is a predicted model, not a curated record. NCBI's taxonomy places the organism in Eukaryota, Viridiplantae, Streptophyta, Magnoliopsida, Malpighiales, Euphorbiaceae. The transcript is spliced from 6 exons. Gene Ontology annotation, molecular function: protein binding.
UCCUGAUAUUUAUCUUCCCACUCACCACUUCCCAUAUCACCACCACCAAUACCAACACCAACAUUUUCUUUCUUUAAAACCACCCUUACAAAAAUGGCAAUUCAAAUAUCUUCCAUAAUUUGAAUCUUUUUUUCCUAAAAAGAGAACCCACUUACUUAAAAGUUAAAACUAAAAUGUCUUCAAUUAGAAGCAUGAUACUCCGGUCAAGGUCCAACAGGGUAGUUCAGGAGGGCUUGUCUCCGCCGUAUACGGCGGAGUGCAAGCCUAGAGACGACACGUCAUCGUGGGCAAACAUGCCACACGAGCUUGUAAGAGAAGUUCUUAAAUUAAUUGAAGCAUCAGAGAGUAGCUGGCCAGAUAGAAAAAAUGUUGUGGCUUGUGCUGGUGUUUGCAGAACAUGGAGACUUAUAGUUAAGGAAUUGGUUAAAGUUCCCGAAGUUUCUACAAAGCUUACUUUUCCCAUCUCUGUUAAGCAGCCUGGUCCAAGGGACUGUCUCCUUCAGUGCUUUAUAAAGCGGUGCCGGUCCACUCAAACAUACUACCUGUACCUCAGUCUAACUAAUGCGCUGGCUGACAAUGGAAAAUUCCUUCUGGCUGCACGCAAAUGCAGACGCCCCACUUGCACAGAUUAUGUCAUCUCUUUAGAUUCUCAUGAUAUGUCAAAAUGUAGUAGUACCUAUGUUGGGAAGCUAAGAUCAAAUUUUCUGGGGACCAAGUUUACAGUCUUUGAUGGAAAGCCACCUCAUGCUGGAGCCAAAAUGACGAAAAGUCACUCCACUCGGCUAAUAAAUAUGAAACAAGUUUCGCCUAGGGUCCCGGCUGGCAACUAUCCAGCUGCUCACAUAUCAUAUGAACUGAAUGUGUUGGGUUCCCGGGGUCCUAGGAGAAUGCAUUGCGUUAUGGAUGCUAUCCCUGCUGGUGCUAUUGGACCUGGUGGAGCUACCCCAACUCAGACCGAGUUUUCUCGUUACAGCAUGGAUAACUUUCCUUCACUCCCAUUCUUUCGUUCUAAGUCAAACCGUGUGGAGAAUUUUUCAUCUGGACCUUUGUCCAUUCCAAAAGAUGGAGCAUUAGUACUGGAAAACAAGUCCCCGAGAUGGCACGAGCAGCUUCAGUGUUGGUGUUUGAACUUCCACGGUCGAGUGACAGUUGCUUCAGUUAAAAACUUUCAGCUGGUUGCUUCCGCAGAAAAUGGAGAGAAGAUUAUCCUACAAUUCGGGAAAGUGGGAAAGGAUUUGUUUACCAUGGAUUAUCGCUACCCACUAUCAUCAUUCCAAGCAUUUGCAAUAUGCCUCAGCAGCUUUGACACCAGGAUUGCUUGUGAAUGAAGACGCAUGACGUAACAGGUGUAAAAUUUUAAUGUCCUGAUUGUGAUAUCAUAAUUUCAUUUGUGGGAAAAGAUGACUGAAAAUGAAACGCAGAAUUUGCAGCAACAUGCUUUCAGAAUCAGAUUUUCAAGCCAGAGGAUUGUUCAAGCUUGGGACAAUGGAAUUCUGUACAUAUUUCAUUGUAUAUUAAUUAUAUUAUGUUGUUAAAUGAGAGAGAGAUUAUCCAACGGGAGGCAAAUUUGUGUUAUUAAGUUGGUAACAGUUACUACUCUUGCAUGCUUUGCAAAAUACAGCAUCAUCUUCUGAUACACAAUAGACAGUUCAAUACUAAUUCCAUAUCUAUAUACACAUCCACUAUUCUAAUUAA